Plenodomus lingam JN3 is the source of this 780-nucleotide messenger RNA. The record is from RefSeq and is a predicted model, not a curated record. NCBI's taxonomy places the organism in Eukaryota, Fungi, Ascomycota, Dothideomycetes, Pleosporales, Leptosphaeriaceae.
AUGAAUCCAGAUCCAGGAAUCUUGAAGCUCCUCGGCGUAGAUGCUGAUGAAACGAGCAUAUCUCCGUCUGGCAGAGGAGGCUGCAGCUCCGCUACAACAUCGGAGAUUGUAUCCUUUCUGGCCAUUGAAUUCCUCCACCUCACAUCACGUUCGACUUCAAAGUCAAGGACGGCGAAAUCGCUCGCAACCAAGCUCGCAAAACUGCACACGACGCCUGCGCCUGUCCCUGUGGGUUAUGACAAGCCCGCAUUCGUCUUCCUGGUGACCACAUUUUGCGGGGAUACACCACAGCGCGAUACAUUCAAGGAGAGUUGGGUGGACUUUUACGCUAAGAACCUGCUCAUGUUCAUAUUGGGGAGAGCUGAGACGAAACACGGCAAGGACAAGGACCUCCGCACGCUCGUUGAGAAUACAGCAUACAAAAUAGCUCCGCAAAUCAUUGGUGAUAUGCAUCUUAAUAGUGGCGACGGCGUUGCUCCAGUCGUUGUGCACGGCGACCUCUGGAGUGGCAAUGCCGGUACUAGGGUAAUUGGCAAUAUCAAAGGUGAGCCAGAAGACGUCACAUAUGACCCUUCAGCGUGCUAUGCGCACAGCGAGUACGACCUCGGCGCUAUGAAGAUGUUUGGCGGUUUCAAUGCCAGUUUUAUAAAGGAGUAUCAUGAGCUGUGCCCUAGGACCGAGUCAGUACACGAGUAUGAGGAUCGAGUCAGCUUAUACGAACUAUACCAUCAUCGCAACCACUACGCCAUGUUUGGGGGCGAUAUCGCAGUGGCUCUGUAA